Messenger RNA from Sipha flava (yellow sugarcane aphid), 467 nucleotides. Its product is annotated as ATP synthase subunit g, mitochondrial-like. Gene Ontology annotation, biological process: proton motive force-driven ATP synthesis. The transcript is spliced from 3 exons. NCBI's taxonomy places the organism in Eukaryota, Metazoa, Arthropoda, Insecta, Hemiptera, Aphididae. Gene Ontology annotation, molecular function: proton transmembrane transporter activity. The coding region runs from base 118 to 423 and encodes 101 amino acids. The record is from RefSeq and is a predicted model, not a curated record.
AUUAUUUUCAGCCAUUAUUGCUGUGGGCAUCUAGACCUCCCUAAUAUUUACUACAAUCAAUUACCGACGGUAAUUCUUGUACGAGACUCAUAAAUUCUGAAUUUAUAAAUCGUUAAAAUGAGUGGAGCAGUUACAAAGAAAGUAGGCCUUAUAAGCUCAAUUAUUAGUACAGCCAAGCCCAAUUUGAAUACUUUUAUUAAAUAUGCUAAAGUAGAGUUAACUCCACCUAAAUUAUCAGACCUACCAGAAGUCAAAAAUGAGAUUUCCAAAAUAAUCCAAACAGCCAAAAGUGGUCGUUGGAAGAACAUUACGGUCAAGGAUGCAACUAUUAACUCACUCGUCGCAAUUGAAGUACUUAUGUGGUUUUAUGUUGGUGAAUGUAUUGGAAAGAGGCAUUUAAUUGGUUAUGAUAUCAAGUUGUAAAUAAAAUAAUCUUAUAAUUUAAAGUAAAUGGUACUUCUCCUGAU